Molecule: messenger RNA, 543 nt
Organism: Debaryomyces hansenii CBS767
Lineage: Eukaryota; Fungi; Ascomycota; Pichiomycetes; Serinales; Debaryomycetaceae
Exons: 2
Coding region: 1-543 (180 amino acids)
Source: RefSeq, a predicted model, not a curated record
AUGCCGCCAACAAAAACGUAUAAUUCAAAGUCUUUUAAGCCUUUGAUACAAUCCAAAACAAACAAACCGUCCCCUGUAGAGAAAUCUCUCGAUUUACAGAUUAGACAUUGGUUAAAACGUAAGGAUUUACUUGUAAAGGCAGUAAAGUAUCAGAAGACUAAUGAAUCCGCAAAAAUAAAUGCUUUAAUAGACAAAUGGCGGGGGAUCUGCCAUCAAGCCUCAAAUUACUUACUAAAUUCAAUGCAAGUCAAAAUUAUGCAUAUGGGCGGGUAUUCAACAUGGAAACAACAGCAGAAGGAUAAGAAGAUAAACCAAUCAUUUGAUAAUGAUUCAUAUAGAGAAAAUCUAAGUGAUUUUGUGAAUACUGAAGAGUUCACGCAUUUAUCAAGCUAUGAACAGAGUGAUAUAAUGGAUCAGUUAAACGAAAAUUCCAAUCAAUCUAUCCUGGAAAACGAGACAGAAGAGACAAAUCUAGAUGACCAGCUAACUAUGAACGAGCUAUAUCGCCUUUUAAACAUAAAUUAUGAUUUGAUUUACAACUGA